AUGUUUGGGGGUUUGGGGUGGCCUGUGGGCCAGGGGUUUGAGGUUCAUGGGAAGAUCCCUCCAGUGCUCUCCACUACGAGCCUUUUGCAAGCAGUUGCACAGGUACCUACUGCGGAGGAAGUGGUCGUCAAGUCCCAGCCAAGGGCCAAGGACGAUGCCCAGGAGGAAACCUCCACCCGCUCCCCGGCCCCGUCAAUGGAAAUCGACUCCACCCCACCCGCUGCCCCGGAAGUCGACGUGGCUGUGCCGGAAGUCGACGCUGCGGCAGGAGAUGCCACAGCUUCGGCCCCGGCGGAAGCGGAAGCCCCGGCGGAGCCGGCCGAGGUGAAGCCCGUGGUGCACGAGACCAGGUUUGGACUCUUGCUCGAGAAAUUCAAAGCCUGCGAAAUGCGGGACGAGACGCGUGCCCUCACGGACAUCGACAUGGCCAAGUUCUUCGAGGCCUGCGAUCUCUAUCGCGACAUGCUCUCCAAGCUUGGCUCCGCGGCUGGCAUCGUCUUGAAGGACAUUGAGGGCAACCUCAAGAAGGCCCAGGUGGUGUACAAGGAAGCGCCGGAAGCGAGACAGACCUUCUCUGGCUACCUGAAAGCUUCGUCCGUUGAGGGCGUCACCUGGCUAUUGAGGGGCGUGGAGUUCUUCAUGACGAUGAUCAACCUGAUGUUCACAGAGGAGAAGAAGGGUAACGCGGGGGUGGAGGCCUACAAGCAGACCUUGAUGCAGUACCACGGCUGGAUGCUCCAGAAGACCGUGAAGCUUGGCAUGCGCGCCAUGCCUGGCAAGGAUGGCAUCGUCAAGUCCGAGGGCCUCAUCAUAGGUGAUGUGCCUGCCGACCAAAGGACAAAGGUUUGCGAGCGCGACGCACCUGCAGCCUCCGCUGCAGGGCUGGAAGUGGUGCGGUGGAUGGUGGAGCUGAUGAAGAAGGAAGACUUGCAUGCAUCCCUGUCCCGCGGUGUCAUACACACCAAAACUGCCGAGCUAAACAUGGGCUGCAGCCAGGCACCUCAGGCAUCUCCCGCCGCGGAGGUCGUCGUCAGCCCCACGCCCAAGGCCAAGUACGACGCCCCGGAAUCCGCCUCAGCUCCGUCUCCGGCAACCACUGUUCCGGGGGAUGCCGUGUCUUCAGCUCCGGUGGAAGUGGAUGCUACGCCUCAAGCAGUGGAAACAGCCGAUGUCAAGCCAGUGGUUCAUGAGACAAGGUUCGGGCUCUUGCUGGAGAAAUUCCGAGCCUGCGAAAUGCGGGACGAGUCCGGCGCCCUCACGGACAUCGACAUGGCCAAGUUCUUCGAGGCCUGCGAGCUCUACCGCGACAUGCUCUCCAAGCUUGGCUCCGCGGCUGGCUUCGUCUUGAAGGACAUUGAGGGCAACCUCAAGAAGGCCCAGGUGGUUUACCAGGAAGCACCGGAAGCAAGAGGGACCUUCUCCGGCUACCUGAAAGCUUCUUCCGUUGAGGGCGUCACCUGGCUGUUGAGGGGCGUGGAGUUCUUCAUGACCAUGAUCAAGCUGAUGUUCACCGACGAGAAGGGGAAUGCUGGGGUGGAGGCCUACAAGCAGACUCUCAUGCAGUACCACGGAUGGAUGCUCCAGAAGACCGUGAAGCUCGGCAUGCGGGCCAUGCCGGGGAAAGAUGGCAUCAUCAAGUCCGAGGGCCUCGUCCCAGGCGAUGUGUCGCCCGAGCAGAGGACAAAGCUUUGCGAGCGCGACGCGCCUGCGGCCUCCACGGCAGGUCUGGAAGUGGUGCAGUGGAUGGUGGAGCUGAUGAAGAAGGAAGGGAAAUGGGAUGCCAAAAAAGCGUGA
Messenger RNA from Symbiodinium sp. CCMP2592, 1794 nucleotides. The record is from the annotation of a GenBank genome assembly. NCBI's taxonomy places the organism in Eukaryota, Dinophyceae, Suessiales, Symbiodiniaceae.